Molecule: messenger RNA, 1098 nt
Organism: Alternaria incomplexa
Lineage: Eukaryota; Fungi; Ascomycota; Dothideomycetes; Pleosporales; Pleosporaceae
Exons: 5
Coding region: 1-1098 (365 amino acids)
Biological process (GO): translation; carbohydrate metabolic process
Cellular component (GO): mitochondrion
Molecular function (GO): hydrolase activity, acting on carbon-nitrogen (but not peptide) bonds; ribosomal large subunit binding
Source: RefSeq, a predicted model, not a curated record
AUGGAAGAUGCGGACCAGGAGUUCAGCAACCUGAGUGUAGCCGAUGCUGCUCGAAAGAUGACAAUCAACCUGUACUGGGAGCUGAUAGCUCACAAGUUCGAUGAGAGGUCUGCGCUUAUCAGAAGAAUAUACAACGAAGGACACCAAAUCGCGGGACAUACCUGGGGCCACAAGAACUUGGAUAAGAUGACCCCGCAGCAACGCAGAGACGAACAGAUAAAAGCAGAGAUUGUCCUCAAUGACAUUCUGGGCUUCUUCCCAACUUACAUGCGCCCGCCGUUCAACAUCUGUGGCCCUCAAUGCCAGGAAGAGAUGGGAGAGCUCGGUUACCACGUGACUGCAGCCGAUCUCGAUGGACGGGACUGGGAAGGUAAUUACACCUACACGGAACAGAACUUCAUGGAGAAGAUCAAGGGCAAGAACCGUAACGGGAAGAAGGCCGGUAAAGCGAACAAAGCCCAUGCGCGAACCGACUCGGCACCACCCGUCAGCAACCCGGGUCCGCUCACUCCUACCGACGAGGCCUACGAUGUCUCGGGCUUGGAGGCACAGAUCCUCAAGGCUCUGGAGAAGCUUACGCAUGACCUCAGCCAAUUGCGCAGUGGAGGAAAGACGAACCCUGAAAUCGUGGAGAACUUGAAAGUGCAACUGGGCACAGCAGGAAACAAAGAGACGGUGAGACUGGGAGAUAUCGCGCAGGUUGUUCCCAGAGGGAGAAUGUUUAAUGUCAUCUGCGGGGAAGAUACGCACGUCAAGCACGUUACCUCCGCCAUCGCCGCCUCACCGCACUCGCUCACGCCCCUCACACCCGAACCCUCGAACCCACUCACGAUCCAAGUCCCGCUCCCACCGCCAACGGGAGAAUCGCGUCGCGCAGCCGUCGAGUCGGCCGUGAAAGCUUCUGAGCGAGCAGACAAGCUGAUACAGCAAGGACGCCAGGAACACAACAAGAAGCUGAGAAAGUUCGAGCUGAACCGCGAUGUGCUGCCGGAUGACCUUCAAAAGGCGAAGAAGAAGAUGGAAGAAGUGGUGAAGAAGGGACACGAGGAGGUUAAGCGUAUCAGUGAUGGUGCGAAGAGGGUGCUUGAGAGUCAGUAA